AUGAGAGGCUAUGAGGGAGAAGGAGGAAAGUCCAAGCGGAGGCGUAAAAAACCAAAGACAUUGAAGGGUCAGGCCGUGUCCCAAGAAACCGAGAAAGCAAGUGAACAAUUCAUCGAAUCCAUGCAGUCCCACCCAAAUCCACCCAAUUCCUCUCAACUAUCCCGAGAAACCUAUUCCAUUCGACCCCUCAAUAAUCAAAAUCACGAGCAAUCAAUAGGAAGAAUCACCCCGGACCCAGUUGACCCUCAAGUAGACAUGUUAUCCCAGUAUUUUCAAAACCAACAUCACGAACACAGACACAUCCUUGAAGAGCAACAAUGGGCAGACGUAUAUGGACCAAUGUUCUCCUCGUUUUACAAUUGCGCAGCAAAAACCGCCAACUGGGGUGAUCUUGAAAAAUGGAACACUGAUUGGAAACCCACAUGUGGCUGUAUCCCAAUUCGUCAAAGGCCUGUGGUACUCGUGGAUAUCCUCAGUCGUAAAGAGGAGCGCAUUGACUUCUGCCACUGCCAGCCGGACCAAGUAAGGCUGAUCCAGAUGGGGUACAUCGGCGCAUCCCCCAAAUUCCCAAAGACCGCAUUUUCGAUCCGACUGCUUCAAUUACAUCACAUACUAUGGAAACAUUGUACUAUUGCCAUGCUACCCUUCUCAAAAGCUAUUGAUGAAUUUCUGGAUAUCAACAAUCCCCUCAUACUGGUUCCUCACGGUGAAGAUGACUUUGAUGAAUCAGUCAGUACUCGUCAUUGGAGGAAGCAGUUAAGUAAAGCGGUUGAUGCCUUCCGGGAAAUGCUUAAAAGAGAGAAGGAAUUAGUGGCCCAGGUGAUGAAAUUGGACCCGUUAGGUGAACUAGCUGACAUUUGCCCCAAAUGUUAUGGACCACAAGUCGAUGGUAAAAGAGAAGGAGAACCAGAUUACAUUUUAUGUAUGGAUGGAAAUUUCCAACAUCGCAGACACCUCAAAGCCAGUGUUGAGCACUCUGAAAAUAUCAAAACUCCCAGCCUUUUCGUUCAGCCGUGUGAAGUAUCCGAGAUGGAAGAAUCACUUGCACGAUUACAACAACCAACCCAAACGAUGGAAGGUAGUCACAGGUGCACUGAGCAGCACACAGCGGCCAAUGACACGAGAAAUGGAAGUACUUGGAAGCAUUGUGAUGAUACUGGACUAUUUGGGAUGGCUUGCCGGCAUGAUCAGAUGAUCAGGAUGAUCAACAUUGUCAAGAGUGGUGAGAAAUCCUAUUUCCCUUUAACCAUGAUUAACCACAUGGUACAGGUCACCAAAGAAGACCACGGAGCGCGCAAGAAGCUAGCAUUCCUGUAUGACAUAGGAUGCAACCUUGAGAAAGGAAUUAUGCGACGUAAUCAAUUUCCAUACGAGAUGACUCAUAAUUUGCUCCGGUUUGGCACAAGUGUUUUCCAUGCAUAUGUGCAUGAGUGGACCUGCCAGCUCCGAUACAAUCCCAGAUUGAACCAAGGGUGGGGAAUGUCAGACGGGGAGGGGAUGGAGCGUCUGUGGUCCCAUUUGUCACCAUUAAUCAGCCAACUCCGUUAUUCCACCAAGAAUCACCGACUGUCCGCAAUUGACCUACAAGUGAAUCAUCAUAACAACAAUGGAAGAAAAUCAGCAUUUCGUUCACUUUUAGAAAGAGGGAAGCAAAUUGAAGGAAUUUUGAAAGAAUCCCAGCAAACCCUGUUACAAGUGGAGAGGUCAUCUGGUCACACAUUGUCGUAUUUGAAGGACCAAUGGAAUCGACAGAGGCAAAUGCAACUGGAGGCAAUGGAAAAUGAUACUGAAUUGCAAAUGAGAAAACAAGUAGAAGAGCUUGUUAUGUUGGAGGACCAACUCCGAGCAACACAGAAAUGGUUGAACUCGGAAGAACCAGGCGCAGGAAUCGUAUGGAAGCUCAGACCUUGCAGAUGGAACAAGGUUCUGAUCAUCUACGUGUGUUAG
This is a messenger RNA of Puccinia graminis f. sp. tritici CRL 75-36-700-3, 1947 nucleotides long. RefSeq lists its product as uncharacterized. NCBI's taxonomy places the organism in Eukaryota, Fungi, Basidiomycota, Pucciniomycetes, Pucciniales, Pucciniaceae. The transcript has 8 exons. The record is from RefSeq and is a predicted model, not a curated record. The coding region runs from base 1 to 1947 and encodes 648 amino acids.